Molecule: messenger RNA, 5663 nt
Organism: Xenopus tropicalis (tropical clawed frog)
Lineage: Eukaryota; Metazoa; Chordata; Amphibia; Anura; Pipidae
Gene: znf217
Product: zinc finger protein 217
Exons: 6
Coding region: 383-3511 (1042 amino acids)
Biological process (GO): regulation of transcription by RNA polymerase II
Cellular component (GO): nucleus
Source: RefSeq, a predicted model, not a curated record
CUGCUAUUCUUCUUCUUCAUCAUCCUCAUCCUCCAACAGCCGGGGGAAGGGGGGAGGGAGGGAAGCUGCAAACUUCUGCCAUUCAGCCCUCCUCCUUAUUUACUAUCAGAUCAUCUACAGGCACUAACUGCCUGCUCACUGCUGGGACUCCUUCUGCUGCCCCUGAUCCGGUCUGUAUACCUGUGUGUGUGUUCGAGCAGAUCACUUUAUGAAGAUGUUUGGAUAUUGAUAUUAAGGAUAGCUGCUUUGAGUAGCACAUGAACCAAUGCCAUGCUUGUGAGCUACAGCCAUGCUUCUGCAUGCAUUGUGAUUUCUAAGGUUUCCUAAAGGGGAGUCUUAAACCAUUUUGUUUUCCACAAAUUUUUCAACGUUCAGAUUAAAAAUGCCAGUCCAGUCACUUUCAGAGUUUGAUUGCCCAGAUGGGGUGGGCAGUGCCAUUGGUUCUCAGAUGGAGAGUCCUGAUUCUUCCCUAACCCUAAAACGGACCAAUACCAUUUCACACAAGAACCUGCAAGAAACCUUUUUAAUGCAGGCAGAGGGAGACAUGACAUUUGACUGCAUGUUUUGUGACCAGGCCUAUAAACAUCAUGAGGAUCUAGGAAAGCAUGUGUUGGUCCAGCAUAGGCCAACCCUCUGUGAGCCAGAAGUCCUCCGUGUUGAAGCAGAGUACCUCAGUCCUCAGGAUAAGCGCAGAAAAGGUUCUGUACCUUUGGUGAAAGAGGAGCUAAAGGAUAAGGAUGGGCUUGACUGUGAGGUUUGCGGUCAGACUUUUGAGCAUUCUGUUGACUUGGGCACCCACUUGAAAAAGCACAAAGAUUCCUUCACCUACUGCUGUAGCAUCUGUGGGAGGAGAUUCAAAGAGCCCUGGUUCUUAAAGAAUCAUAAGCGAACCCAUACAACCAGAUCAGGGGCCAAAAACAAACAGUCGCCAGCAGGUGAAGAGAUGCCGGCGACCAUAAAUGAUGUUGAGCAAGAACAGAAGCCCCAAAGCGCAAUGUCACCCUAUAAAUUGUGCGUGAUUUGUGGAUUCUUUUUCCCUGAUAAAUACACACUCAUGGAACAUAGUAAAAUACAUUCCAAGGAUUCUAGUUUAUCUGGGGAUGUUACAAACAAUUCUGUCCCAUCCAUGGAUAACUCAUGUUCACCUGAGAAGUGCGAUAUAGAUGCCGCAACCACCCCAAAACAUGACUUCAUGAGUUUUCUAAACCUUAACCCAACAGCUCAGGCCACAAAAAAGGUUCUUGCUAUCAGCAAAUCCAUUGGAGAAUUAGAUCCAUUCACCACAUACCAGUCAUGGCAGUUGGCAACUAAAGGCAAAGUUGCCCUGUCUCUUGGCAGAGAGAAGGAACCAUUACUGGAAUUUAAAGCCAGUGCUGAUAUGUCUUCUGAAAAGGAAGGACAUGGUGAUGGCUGGCAUGCUGGAAAACAAGAUAAUGUGAAGGGCUAUGCAGAUGCUACUCUACCUCAUGACAAUGAUAAACAAGGGGCCUGUGUUAAAGCGCCUUCAUUAGAGGGGGAAGAAAAGUUGGCCACCAAGGACAAGCCAACUCUCUGUAGUUGCUGUGGAAAAAUCUUUAAAACCUACCAUGCCCUUGUUUUGCAUUCUCGAGUGCAUAGAAAUAGCAGAAGCGAUUCUGAAUCUUCCGCUAUGAGUGGAGGAGAGGGAGCCUUGUUAGUUUGUGCAGCCAAUGAGGCCUCUUCUGACCCAACGGCCAUAGAUCCCAUUCCUGGCGCUGCAGCCAAUCGGGUUACUCUGGAAAGCACAGAAGCUGGUGAUGUGACAAAAGUACAAGAAGAUUCAGAAGAAGAUUCGGAAGACAUGGGGGAUGCUGUGCAGUCUGACAAAAAUGAAGACGGUGAAGUCAGACUAAAAGCCAAAGGACUCCCUACCUCUAAAGAAUGCAACUACUGUGGAAAAUCCUUUCGCUCAAAUUAUUACCUCAAUAUUCAUCUCAGGACGCACACUGGGGAGAAACCCUACAAAUGUGAAUUUUGUGACUAUGCAGCUGCUCAAAAGACCUCUCUACGGUACCACUUAGAAAGGCACCAUAAAUUUAAGCCUGGAGACUCUAAUGCUCAUGUGAAAAGCAUUGGAAAAUGUUCUCCCGUUCCUCAGGGCUCUGGCGAUCUUGUGCCAGUACUUAAUCAUGCCAGCAAUGAAGCCAGACCAAUGCCAACGAUUUCUAACCCUACCAAAAAGGACCGUGUAAAUGCAAAGGAUCAAGGAAAUUCUAUUCAACCUUCUGAACAUUUAGAAGGACAUAAAGUGGCACCCGGAAGGGAAAACGUCAUCCCAAAGAGAGAGCGAGCCUCUACCCCUACCCAGGUGUUUAGUAAAGAGUCGACUGUUUCACACUGUGAGAAGCAGAGUUCAGACCAACAAGUACCAAAUCCAGCUGACUGGAGUAUGGAAGAGAGUGAUAGUUUGAGUAUUUGUGAGAAAGAGAAUGUACAUCACACCUCACUUUCUAUAAAAGAGGAUGUACAGGACGAUUCACUUCCAAUGAAAGAGGAUGCACAGCCAUUAAACCUUUGCCUAAAGCCUUCAGAUUAUUCUGCACCUUCAACAAACAGUGCCUUGUCUGUAAGCACCUGCCCCUACUGUAGCUACAAAUCUUUAUACCCAGAAGUAUUAAUACUGCACCAAAGGCUGACCCACAAUAGCAAUUCUGAUGCUGUUCCAAAAAAUGUUCGGCCUAAAACUGCUGCGCAGAUGGCGGCUAUGAGAAGGACUGGUUGCCCUUUGGUGCUUCGUGGUGUGGAUGUUCCUCCCUUAGCUUUAAAUGGGAAAAAAUCCAAAACUUCAUCAGUGGUGCCCAAAGCCAACCCUGAGAGGCCUAAACAGCUUUCAGUUCUGCCAAACAAAGCUGCUGCAGGAUCAGACUCUAAGAGCCCUGAACAAGGUCCUAAUAAAUUGCAUGCAAGACCAACUAAUGCUUCGCCACUGGUAAACCACAGUUACAUGCAGCCGGAUUUACAAGGAAUUACUCAUUUGCUAGAGCGUAUGCAGCAAAGCGAACAAAAUGUAACAUCUCUGAAUAUUCCGUACCAAGGCAGAAACAGUUUUUCAAAGGAUUACCCUUACCCAUCUGCUCCUUCAUGGUCUGGGGAGUAUCCAUUCACUAGAAUGCUGAACAGUACCCAUAUAGAAAGCGGAGAGCCCUACUCAAAGAGACUUAAGCACAAUACACCUAUUGCUGACUCUACCCGGUACCCAACAAAGACCAAUGUGGUCCCAAACCCUCCAUACUCAAAACUUGCUAGCUUCCUUCUCCAGGAAAAAUCCUUGUUAAAUUCUGGAGCCCCUUUGUUGCCUCAUGGUGUGAGUAGUCCACAUGCUGUAGAAUCACGUUGGAGACAAAUCAUUCCUGCUCCUCCAACCACAGGACCAACCUACAGAGUACUAGAUCCUUCCUUCAGUCAGGAGCCUUCCUCCGUAACAGAAGGAAGAAAAGCACCUAUAAACCGACAUGUAUCAAAGCGGGGGUUUGGACCAAAUGACAAAGCCUAGAUUUUUCCAGUUUAAUAAUGAUCCAGUUUCUGGGGACUUUCUAUGGAAUUCCUUUCUGAAAUCUACUGAAAACAAAGUGGAUUGUUUCUACAAAGAACACUAGAACACAAGUUAUUUUGGCUUUUCCCUUUGAAUUUUGUUUCUGUUGCAGAUAUACUGUAUUAUAAAAGUUAUAGAAUGUUUUGUGUAUAUUUAUAUAUAAAUAUAUCUAUUUUUGGAAUGUUGUUUUUCCCAAGAGACCAAAUUAAAGGGGAGACACUGUAUUAUUAUUAUUUCUGUUUCAUAUCCCUGCCGUUUUCCAAGGGAGGGGGAGAGAAGAUAUGUAUCUGUAAACUGUAUGCGUGGCAAUUUCCCAUAUUCUUCCAACAUUCAUUUCUGUUGAAAAAAUAUAGUGUUGUCAAAAAAAACAAACCUGUUUACUGUCUGCGUAAUCAAAAGGGGUUCCAUGUUUUUCCCUGUGUUUUAAUUUUGGUUCAGUAAUUUACUCCCUGUGUCCUUAAUUUAAGGGAAAGUCAAACUGCUAGAAAGGAAAAUGACUGUAUAUUAUUUUAUGUGCAGGGAAUGCUCCUUGAUGGUUUUAGAUUAUGGUGUGCCCAGAACAUUCCUUCUCUGAAUUGGAGCUGCUCUACUGAUUGCCUUGACAGCAGCACAUUUUAAAGACCUGUCUGUUGGUGAAGGCAAGCAGUACAGCAACUCCCACUGAUGUAUAAUGGGCAACUCUGCCCUUUUCCGUUAAUUUAAAUAAAUCUUUGAAUUUCAUGGGCAAGAGAUUGCAGGGGCCUAUCCAAUCCAGACUCACCAUCCAAUAGAAUUACAGUCCCAACAGAACUGCACCACUUCCAGUAAAACUACAGGAGACUCUUAACCCCAUGCGGACUCUAUAAUGCUGCUGCAGCCAAUGUACCAAUGUAUAUUAGCCUGUGAACGGUGGCUUUUUUUUUUUUUUAAUAUAUAUAUAAAAAUAAUGUUGCCAAAUUGGGGAAUUUUUAGAACAGCCCAAAAAGAACAUGGGCACAAACUCUGGGUGUGAAAAGAUAUUGUAAUGGUAACAGUAGCUGACUGUACAGGUGAAUUUCAGUCUGAUUAUUUGCCCAGUUGGUUUCUGAUGUUGGGUGUGUCAUAAUACAGAGUACUGGGUAAUGGCAAAAUGUGAAGUUGCUUUCUACUGCCACCUAGAGGCUGAGGGGGAUGACACUGUAACACAAAGGAUUGGCUGUUAAGUAGAAGCCAGAGUCAGUCAGUCCCUGUUCAGGCAGAGUAAUUGCUGGAAUUGAAAUUCCUGCUCAGGUGAAUAAGUUUAAUGAACUAUUGUCUUGGCACAGUUAGGUGGAUUUUGGUGCUGAUUUAAUCACUCCCAGAGAUUGGUCUUGCAGGUCUUGGUUAGGGAAGCAGAAGUAAAGGAAUACUAAUGGCAGCUAAAACCUCCAGCAAUGAUGGGUAUAUGGCAUCUGGGUUUCUGUACCUCACCCCAAAAUCUGAUAUCCUGCUGGUGUGAGUUUAUGUAUGUGCCUACCUGUACCCACGGUGCUUUGUGCCACAUAGAUGCCAAGUCUCCCUUUGCACUUUUUAUAUUUAUUUCCAACAUACUUUGGUGAGUUCGGCCAGUUUUAAUAGGGUUCUAUUCCUCCUGAUCUGGAAAUGAGUUCUAUUAACCAAGCCCGUUCUUUCAGCUGGUUGGAUCAAGGCCCCUGCAAAUAGGUUUAUAGAUCCAUUAGCUGCAGUAUAACGUCUCCCCUUAAUCAUGGCACCUGCUUCUAAGGUUCAGGGCACAGAUAAGGAGGUUCAUGGGAAUUAUUUGGGCUGGACUAGUUGCAUUAAAAAUGGGGGAAUUCGGCACAAAUUAUAUAAAAGGGAUGGACCAAUAAGAUUGUCUUUAGAAAAUCAUUAUCUGCACGAUGGUCAGUUGUUUGGAGAAGUAUGGCUACUGCAAAAGUGAGAAGAUUGAAAUGUUCCCCAAAACUGCUAUUUUCUUUCAGUAUUAAUGGACAUGGAAUUCUCCCCCCCACAACUUUCAUUUUGCUGUUUCUUUUUGUUGCAUAUUUAUUUUAUCCCAUUUAUGUUUUGUAUCACAGUCUUUUUAAUUUAUAAAUUUCAUUUUUUCUUUGUGUUUAUUAUCUGUGGAUUUGUAAAUACAAAAUUUGGUGUUUUGCAA